CGCAGCCGGCCGGCCGCGCCGAGCCUUUGGGCAGGUGCUAGAGCAGCCCGGGAACCCCGCGCGGCCAGGAGAGCAGAGGAGCCAGUGGUUGCAGCUGGGAAAGGGGGAGGAAAGUGCGUGUGUGAGCGACACAGUGUGAGGGAGACAGUCUCGAAUUAAGGAGGAGGAGAGAGCAGGGGAUCGAGGGCGCAGCCCCUUGGGUGCCCUUAGCUGGUCUCCAAGGUUUUCCUACGUCUGCUCCCGCUCCCUGGCGCACCUCACCAUGGACUUGCGCGGAGUUGGAACUGGCCAAAGCGUCAACCCGCGGUUAUCCGCCCGGCCCUGGGGGUUCGCGGGUGCGCGCACGGGGAUGGCGAGGUAGGAUGGCCGCCAAGCGCGACCCCCGCCGCCCCAACGCAGCGGCCCCCUGGCGGUGCCGCUGACUCUCCCGAGCGCACAGGGGUGUGGGCGGAGGCGGCCCAGCCGCGCCCGCGCCUUCGCUAGUUGCUUUGCCUCUUCCACCUACUCGCACCUGCCCCCGCACGGAUACCAUGUCGAAGGCGGCUGCAGGCGCAGCGGCGGCAGCAGCGGCGGAAAGUUGUCCCUCAGCCCCCGCCGGUUCAUCCACGACCGCCGCAGUGGAGGAUCUGUCCAAAGUGUCGGACGAGGAGCUGCUGCAGUGGAGCAAGGAGGAGCUGAUCCGCAGCCUGCGGCGCGCGGAGGCCGAGAAGGUGAGCGCGAUGCUGGACCACAGCAACCUCAUCCGCGAGGUGAACCGCCGCCUUCAACUGCACCUCGGCGAGAUCCGUGGGCUCAAGGAUAUCAACCAGAAACUCCAGGAGGACAACCAGGAGCUGAGGGACCUCUGCUGUUUUCUGGAUGAUGACCGGCAGAAAGGCAAGAGGGUAUCCCGGGAGUGGCAGAGACUGGGCCGCUACACAGCUGGGGUGAUGCACAAGGAAGUGGCCUUAUACCUGCAGAAGCUGAAGGAACUGGAAGUGAAGCAGGAGGAGGUGGUGAAGGAGAACAUGGAGCUCAAGGAACUGUGUGUGCUGCUGGAUGAGGAGAAGGGUGCAGGCUGUGCGGGCAGCCGCUGCUCCAUCGACAGCCAGGCCAGCCUGUGCCAACUCACUGCCUCCACCGCACCCUAUGUGCGGGAUGUGGGCGACGGCAGCAGCACCUCCAGCACCGGCAGCACCGACAGCCCCGACCACCACAAGCAUCACGCAAGUGGUGGCAGCCCCGAGCACCUGCAGAAGCCCCGGGGUGAGGGCAGCCCAGAGCACUCCAAGCACAGGAGUGCCAGCCCUGACCACCUGCAGAAACCCAGGGCCUCUGGGACCCCAGAUCACUCCAAAGCACUCAAAGGACACAGCCCUGAGCACCACAAGCCCUUAUGCAAGGGCAGCCCAGAACAGCAAAGACACCCGCAGCCAGGAAGCAGCCCUGAAAUGCUGCCCAAGCACAUCCCGAGUGGAAGCCCGGAACAUUUCCAGAAGCAGCGGCCGGGGGGCAGCCCGGAGCAUCUUCAGAAACAGGCGCUUGGUGGGAGCCUGGAGCACCUACCCAGAGCUAGGGGCACGAGCCCCGAGCAUCUCAAACAGCAUUAUGGGGGGAGCCCUGAUCACAAGCAUGGAGGAGGAGGAGGCAGUGGUGGAGGCAGCAGGGAGGGCACCCUAAGACGGCAGGUGCAAGAGGAGCUGUCACCCCAUCACCGGAAUGUCUACAGUGGCAUGAAUGAAUCAACCUUGUCCUAUGUUAGGCAGCUGGAGGCAAGAGUAAGACAGCUGGAGGAAGAAAAUCGCAUGCUGCCCCAGGUUGUGUGGAGGAAACUUGGAGAUGCUGCAGGUUCGUGUCCUGGAAUUAGGCAACAUUUGUCAGGCAACCAGUACAAAGGACCAAUGUGAGGAGCAUUCUUUUUCAAACAUGAGACCAUCACUGCACAAGAGGGAGAAAAGAAAAGAAGGAGUAAAAAGUGUAUUUCCAUAAACCUGGACUCAUGGAAUAACAUGGAGUGAUUGUACAUUGCACAUAUCUUCCCUCUAUCUUUAGUACAACUUCCCCCAUCAAGCUGAUAUUUUGUGUGUCUCACUUCAGUGUUUACAACAGUUAAUCUCAAACAAGGUAGCUUUGAAAAUUCACCAUUUUAGUACUAAUAUUUUCAAUAGAAUUGAAAU
Castor canadensis (American beaver) is the source of this 2156-nucleotide messenger RNA. RefSeq names its product coiled-coil domain containing 85A (gene Ccdc85a). Lineage: Eukaryota; Metazoa; Chordata; Mammalia; Rodentia; Castoridae. Gene Ontology annotation, cellular component: nucleus. The record is from RefSeq and is a predicted model, not a curated record. Gene Ontology annotation, biological process: negative regulation of DNA-templated transcription.